This is a messenger RNA of Diversispora eburnea, 288 nucleotides long. The record is from the annotation of a GenBank genome assembly. NCBI's taxonomy places the organism in Eukaryota, Fungi, Glomeromycota, Glomeromycetes, Diversisporales, Diversisporaceae.
AUGGGAGUUCGAAUUCAAACUUUAGAGGAUGGUGAUCAAAAGAACUUUCCAAAAAAGGGCGAUACUAUCAAAAUUCAUUAUGUCGGUAAAUUAGAAAAUGGCGAAGUUUUUGAUUCUACUGAAAACAAAGGACCUUUUGAAUGCAAAAUUGGUAUGGGUCAAGUAAUCAGAGGUGUCCCUAAACUUAGCGUUGGGGAAAAAGCAAGACUUAUCAUCACUCCAGAUUAUGGAUAUGGUGAUACAGGAUUUGGCAACAUUAUUCCUCCUGGUGCAACUUUAAUCUUGUGA